GUUACGAUGGUUCGGAGGUCCUCCUCCUCCUCCUCCUCGAGCUGCCACCGGUACCUCCACUCCGCCUACUACCUCAGGCACCCGAUGCGGCUCGCCUUCGUCUUCGUCAUCUUCGUUAUUGCCAUCUGGGAUUGGCCUUCCCUACCUAAUCCGGGAGCAUGAGGUGAGGGACGCCCCAUUCUUCGUUCCGCUCGUAUGAUUCUUUCUUCCCUAAUUUUUGUCUUUGCUUGAUUCUGAUCGUUGGCUAGAUUUGAAGUUCUCGGUAAUUGGAUCAUCUUAUAUUGCUUGCCUAUAAAAACCUACACACCAGAUUUCUUUACCUUUAAUGAGAACAAAAAAAAAAAGGCUGGAACAAGAAUGGUCUAUCUGUGGAGCCAUCAUUUCUUCUAUGUUGGUUGGAACUGGAGAGCCCCUUAACUUUUCUGGUAAGCAUUGCAACCAUCGUCUUGAAAAUUGGAGAACAUGUUAUUUGGGGAUGCAAAAGGCAUGAUUUCAGUUCAAUAAAUUGAUAAAGUGGCUCCUUUGCAAUGUGUGAACUCCUCUACCAGAAACACAUUUCAAGAUUUAAGAGGACCGAUUGCACGAUCAUGUAAAAUUCAAUGUUUAUGUAUUCGUCUAUCGUUCCUUUAGUUUAGUGAUGUUUGAAGGUUGCUCUACUGAUGUUUCCCUGUGGCUACAGAAAGUAGAGGGGUGGUGGUCAUGCGGGGCGAAGUUUCCUCUGGUACAAAUGACAAACUUAUCAAUGAAUUUGAUCUUGUUAACAAUCAACGUAGAGAAAAGGUUAAGGCGACUACGCUUCUUUCGGGUUUGUUUUGAAUACAAUAGCCUCUCAAGGCUAUAGUUUCAUUUUUAUUUAUGAACUAACUUCUUUUCUUGGCUUUUCAAUCUUAAGAUUCAAUUGUAAUUACGUGAUGUCUUUCCCUCUAUGACCGGUCGCAAUCAAAGAGUGGUGUGAAUAGUUUUUGUGGCCUUGGAGCAACCCUUGUGGACUCUCUCCAUGCACUAUACGUAAUGGGUCUAAAAGAUGAAUUUGAGAAGGCUAGAGAGAGGACGCUGUGACAUCCAACGACGGGUGUGUCAGGGCCUGCAGUUGGCACGCCUUGGGGGGACCUCCUCCUCCACCACCACCACGAUGGCGUCAGGCGUACGGACGGCUGCAGCGGAGCAGGUACGGCGGCUCGUCCGCCCUUUCGUGGAAACACGGACAGGAGCAAGUGACGCGUCGGAGUCACGUGAGCCGAGAUGCGUUCCGUCGUCGGCCUCCUCGGGCAAGCCCACCAUCAACCUGUCGCUGCUCGCGAUACGGCUACCUCGCGUGGAACCGACGGCGGCCGUGGGAGUAGGUGGCGUGUUGGCGUCACGUGAUGGGCGCAACAUGACUGCUACUACGUACGGUCGUAAGUGGAUCUUACCUCCCACGUGCGAGGCAGGUCUCUGAUCCAGUAUUUGGACUGCUGCAUCUACCGAAAGGGAAUGCGUCGAUGAAUGAUGGUCCAUAUUAGAAUGCGUAUAAUCCUAAUCUCUGUAUAAUUCCAAUGCAAGCAGACACAUUUGAUGCAUAACUUGCAACGUGUUCUCUUACACGAAUAUUAUUGUGCAACUUCAAGCCGUGGGGGAGGUAUCACGGCUCCGAUCGAUAUC
Messenger RNA from Musa acuminata subsp. malaccensis (wild Malaysian banana), 1641 nucleotides. NCBI's taxonomy places the organism in Eukaryota, Viridiplantae, Streptophyta, Magnoliopsida, Zingiberales, Musaceae. The record is from RefSeq and is a predicted model, not a curated record.